AUGGAUGAAACGAUUCGACGAAAAUAUUGUGGCCUUCUAAUGUUUGAUACACCACCUUCCUUUCCCUACAAAUCUAAUGGCAAAUUGAAUUCUUCAACACUAACCAUCGAUCAUACUACUUCGCUGGAAAAUAGUAGUAUAAGAACCCAAGACAAUCUUGUAAUUACCUCCUUCAUGGAACCAAUUCGAGUUAAACCUCAAAAUCCUAUAAAAAAUAAACAACCUAUUACUUAUAAUGUCUUGGAUUCAGAUUCGUUAUUAUUAAAUAACGAGGUCGAAAAAACGCAAAAUUCGGUGCAGCAAUCUUCUAAAGAUAGAACUCCUCGUCCUCCAAAUGCCUUCAUCUUAUAUAGGCGUGCAAAACAAGCGGAAGUUACUCGGGAACAUGGGAAUAUUUCUAAUGCAAAAAUUUCAAAAAUACUUGCCAACCUUUGGAGAAACGAAGACGAAUAUGUAAAACAUUAUUGGCAAAAAUUGGCCGAUAAAAAAAAAAUGGAACAUAUGAUUGCUCAUCCUGGAUACGUCUAUCGACCAAAAAAACUUGGCGAAAAUAACAAAAAAAAGUAUCAUCGUAAAUCGAAGGCCACUCCGAAGGAAUCUACUGGCCCAUUGAUUCCAUUAUGUGAUCCUCCUGCUCAAAAUCCAAAUCCGCUCGUUUCUGAUUCAUCCCAAGAUCCUACCAUCUUUACUACGGACACUUCCUCUCCUUACAUUUUUUGCGAUAAUAAUUUUGAAAGUUAUUCCCAAAUUGCACUUUCAAUCUUUUCAGAUAACGACUUCGGCUAUGACAAUUAUGUCUAUGGCAAUUAUAUCGAUUGUAACGAUUUUAAUGCUUUUAAUUAUUAUAAUGAUAUUGAACCAAAUAAUUUAUUUGACGUAUAA
Racocetra persica is the source of this 882-nucleotide messenger RNA. The record is from the annotation of a GenBank genome assembly. NCBI's taxonomy places the organism in Eukaryota, Fungi, Glomeromycota, Glomeromycetes, Diversisporales, Gigasporaceae.